Molecule: messenger RNA, 5104 nt
Organism: Anguilla anguilla (European eel)
Lineage: Eukaryota; Metazoa; Chordata; Actinopteri; Anguilliformes; Anguillidae
Gene: pik3r3b
Product: phosphoinositide-3-kinase, regulatory subunit 3b (gamma)
Exons: 16
Coding region: 844-3048 (734 amino acids)
Biological process (GO): phosphatidylinositol phosphate biosynthetic process; insulin receptor signaling pathway
Cellular component (GO): phosphatidylinositol 3-kinase complex
Molecular function (GO): 1-phosphatidylinositol-3-kinase regulator activity; protein binding
Source: RefSeq, a predicted model, not a curated record
UUCGGCGAGACUGUAAUUCACUCGCGACGGGGGUGUGGUUUCUGACAUCACUCGUAUUAAUACACUACAGCACUGGGGCUUUGAGGUCGGACUUAGCCACGCAUUUUCUGCAAAGGCGAUACAGACUUCCAUCGCAACGUUUUAUCUUAAAACGAAAUUAUUUUUGAUGGUCACAAACCGAAGCCUUUUGAUCUAGCUAACUGGAUUGUCGACCUUAUGCGCAAAGAACACACUGCUUUCUGUGGUGAGACAUUUUGAGGCAGUGUGACCUGCGCACAUGGACUGUGUGAAAAGGAAGUGGUAGGAAAGUACUUGUCUGUCUUCAGUGGAUUUACGUGGUUAGGUGCAGGUAUCCUGUGGCAACACCUGUGACUGAAGUGAGGAUUCUUGACAAAUUGCCAUUGCCAUCUGUGGAACGGUGCCAUCUCUGCAGAAUUUCGGGACGUUCAGCAGCUGCUGUCGGUCAGGUAGACCCAAAACGUUGCCAGCUCCCUCUCGCUACGGCACAAACUCUCAAGUGCUCUGUUCUGAUCAUUUGCAGUCGCCAUCUUUGUCUGUCUGUUUUUUUUUUUUAAACGCAGUCUGUACGUGGGUUGUGUACAUUUACAUUUAGAGUCUGAGCACAAGGGGAAGUGGAGUAUCACCAGUUCACCGAAUAAAAGUAAAUCUGAGUCCUUCUCUCUUCGUGUAUGGUUCAGUUGUGGACUUUCGACGUGGUAGGUGAAUGUAGGCUGUCCUGCAGGAAAAUAUUAAUGGGCUGUCGGAGAGCGAGUCGCUAAGUUUUAUACGGACGAUAAAAGCACAGAUCCUGCGCAGCCUUGAAACUCAUGAGAUCCCCAGACCAUGGGCUCCGACGGCUUCCAGUACCGCGCGCUGUUUGAGUACAAGCGGGAGCGAGGGGACGACAUUUCGCUGGAGCCCGGCGACGUCCUGACCGUGGGCAGGGCGUCCCUCCUCUCGGCGGCCGACCGCCAGGACGGGGACGAGCGGAGCCCCAAGGGCUGGCUGCACGGGACCAACGAGAGGACCAAAGAGAAGGGGGACUUCCCCGGGACGUACGUGGAGUACGUGGGGCCGGUGCGGGUCGGCCUGCCCGCGGCGAAGUCGUGGCCCAGGCCGGUGCCACCAACCCCGGGAGGGUCUCAGACGCCUGGGGGUACCCCUGCCGGAGGUUCCUCUGGGCAGGUGGAUUUCCCCGAAGCGCCGCCCCUUCCGGACCUGGCCCCCUCUGUGGUUCAGAGGCUCACUGAGGCGUUGGAGAGACAAGGACUGGAGAGCGACUGUCUCUACAGGACGGCCUCGGGCGUCUCAGGGCCCCUGGAGCUUCGACAGGCCCUGGACACAGACCCGUCAUCGGUGGACCUGGAUCAGUAUGAUGUCAGCGCCUUGGCCGACACCCUGAGAGCCUAUCUGCAGGACCUCCCCUCCCCCAUCGUCCCAGCGGGCAUCUACAGCGAGCUGGUCUACACAGCCCAAGAGACCCAGAGCAUCGAGGAGUGUGGCCAGCAACUGAAGAGAAUUUUGGAGUCUCCCAGUAUUCCGCAGCCCAACCACCAGCUCCUGCUGCAUCUCACUCGACACCUGUGCAGAGUGUCCCAGAGCGGGGCGCAGAGUCAGGCGAGCCCCAGGCUGCUUGGCCAGGCCUUCAGUGACGUGCUCUUUAAACACUCCCUCUCCAGUGCGGACGUGAACCCCGAGCACCACGUCAAGAUCGUCGAGGCCUUGAUCGUGGCUGGAGGCCUGGUGGACACGCAGGCAGCACCAGCUCUCCCUCCCAAACCGGCCAAGCCCAUGACCCCCGUCAGCAGCAACGGCAUCAAGGAGACGGGCGCCAGCUCGCUGCAGGAAGCAGAGUGGUACUGGGGAGACAUCUCCAGGGAGGAGGUGAACGACAAGCUUCGCGACAUGCCCGACGGAACCUUCCUGGUGCGGGACGCCUCCACCAAGAUGCAGGGGGACUACACGCUGACCCUGAGGAAAGGCGGCAACAACAAGCUGAUCAAGAUCUACCACCGGGACGGCAAGUACGGCUUCUCGGACCCGCUCACCUUCGGCUCGGUGGUGGAGCUCAUCAGCCACUACCGGCACGAGUCGCUGGCCCAGUACAACCCCAAGCUGGACGUCAAGCUCAUGUACCCCAUCUCCCGCUACCAGCAGGAUCAGCUGGUGAAGGAGGACAACAUCGACGCCGUCGGGAAGAAACUCCAGGAGUACCACAAUCAAUAUCAGGACAAGAGCAAGGAGUACGACCGUCUGUACGAGGAGUACACCAAGACCUCGCAGGAGAUCCAGAUGAAGAGGACGGCCAUCGAGGCCUUCAACGAGACCAUCAAGAUCUUCGAGGAGCAGUGCCACACCCAGGAGCGCUACAGCAAGGAGUACAUCGAGCGCUUCCGCCGCGAGGGCAACGACAAGGAGAUCGAGAGGAUCAUGAUGAACUACGAGAAGCUCAAGUCCCGCCUGGGGGAGAUCCACGACAGCAAGACCCGGCUGGAGCAGGACCUGAAGACGCAGGCGCUGGACAACCGGGAGACGGACAAGAAGAUGAACAGCCUGAAGCCUGACCUCAUCCAGCUGCGCAAGAUCAGGGACCAGUACCUUGUCUGGCUCAAUCACAAAGGCGUGCGUCAGAAACGAAUUAACGACUGGCUCGGAAUCAAGAACGAAAACGCUGAUGAGGCCUACUUCGUGAACGAGGAGGACGAGAGCCUGCCGCACUACGACGAGAAGAGCUGGUUCGUGGGCGACCUGAACCGCACGCAGUCCGAGGACCUGCUGCUGGGCAAGCCGGACGGGGCCUUCCUGAUCCGCGAGAGCAGCAAGAAGGGCUGCUACGCCUGCUCCGUGGUGGUGGACGGCGAGGUGAAGCACUGCGUGAUCUACAGCACGGCGCGCGGCUACGGCUUCGCCGAGCCCUACAACCUGUACAGCACUCUGAAAGACCUGGUCCUGCACUACCAGCACACGUCGCUGGUCCAGCACAACGACUCCCUCAACGUGCGGCUGGCCUACCCUGUGUAUGCACAGAUGCCCUCGCUCCGCAGAUGAGCCCCCCCCCCCCCCACACUCACACCCGGGAGGGGGGUCCAACAAACAAACAAACAAACAAAACAAACGAAAAUAAACAAACAAACACUUGCUGCAACACAACACGUCAGCCACCUUGGAGUUAUAUAUAUUUUUACUAGAACAAUUCGAGGGCAUUCUUUCUAAAGACUGCUUGAUUUGCACAAGGAAGUUGAAACAUUUUGUGAAUGUGAAACGGACGGAACGGACGGGCCGAGUUUCGGGUGACCCGCUGCUACCUAAACUCCAGCCGGGACUUUUUAACGCUAACCUUUUAUCUUCGGCUUUAUUUCCUUUCAUCACCUUUAUUUUUUUGUUUUUUUUUAAAUUUUGUUCCUUUUCUUUGUUCGCUUCUUUUUGUCAGCUUGAAUGCGAGGGAAGAAAAAGCAGUAAUGUUUCGGGAUGGGUUUUUUUUUUUUUUCCAUUCCCUCUCCAUGUUAAAAGCAAAAACUUAUGUAGCAUAGAGGCGACCGACACUUUUCCGGAUGUCUCUUAUCAUUGCGAUGGCAGCCGAGCAGAGGGGAGGUGCAGUAGAAAAAUGUUUGUAGUCUUAAAGAAAAGCUUGCUUUUAUACUAACCGUAGGGAAGGAGAUUUGUUUCUUGGCUUCACUUGGCUGGACUCUCAAAGCUGGCUAAUUUUCCUAUUAAAAGCAGUCCAGUGCAGAGACCAAAGUUAGCAUGGGAGAAACUCCACUGAACUUUUAACUGAAAGAAGAAGCAGAUUAAUUAAUGCCAGUGCUUUGUUUAGUACCACACAUAAAAUGGAGUUUGGGCGGGUGCUGACACACUUAAAGCUCUUUAAAAUGUAUUGUUAACCAAAUUGUACACGCAGAAAAUUUGAAAGCACUUAUUUAAAAGGCGUCUGCAGCUGCACAUUUCUACACCAAAAUUUUAGAACACGGACUUUAAAAGGAAAACUGAAACCCUUUUUAUGUGUGGCUUAAAAAAUAUAAUAUGUUAUGUGCUCAUGUUUGUUCGAAAAGGAAAGAAGAAGAAAAAAAAAAAACAAGCAACUUGGAUUUUUGUAUUCUUUAUAGAACCUACGAAAAAUAAGCUUUGAAAUAUGUAACUGAAGCAGGAACAAUGGUUCAGAGUUGAGAAGAGACAUGCUUUAGAAGAUGAAAACUUGAAGAAAGUGCAAUCCAACAUGUAUUAUUAGUAGGGUAGGAGUCUACUGGAGAGAGCUGCACUAACCCUGCCCAGUGGCACCGAUGAGAUAAUCAAAGGCACAGUGAACCUUUGAAAGAAAGAUUUUUUUUUUAUACUGCUCCUAUUUAUAUCGCUGCUUGACUUUAUAACCGGUUGAAAAGCAUUUUUGUUGGAAGGUUUUAACGGUGGCUGCCUGUUUUGUUUUAAGUCUCGAAACAAUAAAAGGAAUAAAACAAAAAUGACCGCAGGCAAAAAUAAAAAAAUGGCCGUGUAUGCAGUGACUUGACUUCCUUAAACAAAACCUUGCUGUUUUCCUAUUGGCUGUGGUGCUUGCACAUCGUCAUACCUGAGUGUAUACGUGGUGAUCCUCCAAUCAGCAGUCUAUGUGAGGAGCCACUCGUACUAGUCUUACCCCCCCGCCUGCUUGGGAGUCCGCACUCCUCUUUAAAGGCCUCGUGGACAGGAGAGGCCUGUGGAGCAGCAGGGCCAUUGGUUUCAAUGGGCACAGAGCAGCAGUGGUAUUUGGGGUGGGCUAGGCGCCUUGCUUGUGGAGCCUCUUCUACUCUCUUGCAUAUCCGUAUACCUGAGAUGGAUGCGUUUGGCUGUUCUUAAAAAAAAAAGUCGCCAGUGUGUACUGAUGUCCCAAAUUUAAGAGUUGGAGAUUUGGAGUUGGAAAAAACCUCCAUAGGACCUCCUGAGAACAGAAAUACCAAACUGAUUAAUAAUUGAUAAUGAUUGAUUAGCUUUUUUUCUUGCAAGAUUGCAGGCAUCCGAUAUUAAAAGUGUAAUGACCUUUAAAAUGCAGGCUUCCUGUGAAUGCGCUCUCUGCUCGGCCUCUCUCACAGGCCUUUGUGCUGCAUCUGAAAGGCCACACCCCAGCACAGCCUGA